AUGAUGGAUAAACAUCCACAAAAAUUAUACGACUGUUCUACACGAACUAUCUGGAUAUUGAAAACCACAAUGGAUCAAAAUAUCAAUCUAAAUUCCCUAACACCUACCCAAAAAGGGCAGCUAAUGGAACAAAUGAGAGCUGAAGUUGCUUUAGCGAGCGCAAGGGAGCUCCUAGAGAAAAUGUCCGAUAAAUGUUUUGAAAAGUGUAUUACUAAACCAGGAACAAGUCUGGACAACUCAGAACAAGUAAGGCUUGUGCAUGGACCGUUACGUAGAAGCUUGGAAUCUCGUAUCCAAAGUAUUUGCAGCGCGCAUAAGACGUGA
Molecule: messenger RNA, 324 nt
Organism: Heterobilharzia americana
Lineage: Eukaryota; Metazoa; Platyhelminthes; Trematoda; Strigeidida; Schistosomatidae
Source: the annotation of a GenBank genome assembly